Molecule: messenger RNA, 594 nt
Organism: Pelecanus crispus (Dalmatian pelican)
Lineage: Eukaryota; Metazoa; Chordata; Aves; Pelecaniformes; Pelecanidae
Source: RefSeq, a predicted model, not a curated record
CUUCACGCUCACGCGAGUUCUCUCCGCGCAGAUGAUGAGGACAGCGAUUAUCACCAGGAGCCCUACAAGGAGUCGUACAAGGACCGGCGCAGGCGGCACACCCAGGCGGAGCAGAAGAGGCGAGACGCCAUCAAGAAAGGCUACGAUGACUUGCAGGCUAUCGUUCCCACCUGUGAGCAGCAGGAUUUCUCCAUAGGCUCCCAGAAGCUGAGCAAGGCCAUUGUCCUCCAGAAAACUAUUGACUACAUCCAGUUCCUGCACAAGGAAAAGAAGAAGCAAGAGGAGGAAGUUUCUACCCUCAGGAAAGACGUGAUGGCCUUGAAGAUCAUGAAAGUAAACUACGAGCAGAUUGUGAAAGCUCAUCAGGACAACCCGAACGAGGGGAAGGACCAGGUCUCUGACGAGGUGAAGUUCAAUGUUUUCCAAGGCAUUAUGGAUUCCCUGUUCCAGUCCUUUAACGCCUCCAUCUCAGUAACGAGUUUUCAGGAGCUCUCGGCUUGCGUCUUCAGCUGGAUUGAGGAGCACUGCAAGCCCCAGACACUGCAGGACAUUGUGAUCGGGGUCCUGCACCAACUGAAGAGUCAGAUCUACUGA